CAUUCCUUUUUCUUAUUGUUUCCCAUGUUUACUUUUCUAUCUCAAAACCUUGAAAAGUGCUCCAUAUAUACAUGGAACUUUUUCACUUCCUAAACCUCCAAGGGCUUCCUAUCUUUGUUGUGUCCUUGUUUUGGGACUCAGUGUUUCAUGUCCAUGGGGUAGAGAGAGAAAGAAAGAAAAAAAAAAGUUCAAAUUAGAGAGAUGUUGCAGAGAGCUGCAAGCAAUGCAUACUCAUGGUGGUGGGCAAGCCAUGUCAGAACAAAGCAAUCAAAAUGGCUCGAACAAAGCCUUCAAGACAUGGAAGGAAUGGUGGAGAGUAUGCUUAAACUCAUUGAAGAGGAUGGAGACUCCUUUGCCAAGAGGGCAGAAAUGUAUUAUAAGAGAAGGCCAGAGCUAGUAACCUUUGUUGAAGAAUCUUACCGAGCUUACCGUGCCUUGGCCGAACGGUAUGACCACUUAUCUACAGAGUUGCAAAAUGCCAACAACACCAUUGCUACUGUUUUUCCAGAACGAGCCCAAUUAGCAAUGGAUGAAGAAGACAACUAUGGUUCUUCUAGAGCUCCAAAGAAUCUUUCACAAGCAUCAACAAAGGUUCCAAAGUUUCCAAGUAGAGACUUGAACUUAUCACCAGCAUCAAAGAAACUGCAAAACAAGGAGUCAUCAAAAGAAGUAAAUGUUAGUAAAACUGCUUCUACUGAAUCUGGUUUGAGCAACUCUGAGGCAUUUGAUGAGGUUGACAAGCUUCAUAAAGAAAUUUUGGGCCUACAAACUGUGAGAGAGUAUGUGAAGAGCUUUUAUGAAAGUGGGCUUGCAAAGUAUUGGGAAAUCGAGAACCAGACCACAGAACUACAAGAGAGAGUUUUCAACUUGCAAGAUGAAUUCGGGGUGACCAAGGUCAUUGAGGAUGAUGAAGCUCGAGCUUUAAUGGCAGAAGCGGCUCUACAAUCAUGCGAAGAGGUAUUGGCUCAAUUGCAGGAGAAACAAGAGAGGUCGAACUCAGAGGCAAGAGCAGAGUACAAAAGGGUUGAGGAUGCUCGAGAGAAACUUAGGUCCCUAAAGCACAAGUUUCUUCCUGACCAACAAGCUGACGAAGAAAAGACAAAUGUCGAAGAUGAAUAUGGGAAAGAAGGAGAGGAACCACAAUGCUUGAACUCAAAUGAAGGUGAUGUGACACAAGCGAGAGAUGAAUUGGACACUUUACAUGAGAAGAUUAUGGAGUACUUUGAGGUAGACUCCAAAGAACCUUUCACUGUGACAGAUCUAGCAGAGAAGAUUAAUGAGCUUGUGAGUAAGGUGAUUAGCCUGGAAACUUCAGUUUCUUCUCAAACAGCUCUUAUAGAUAGAUUAAGGACAGAAACCGAUGAUCUUCAAUCACAAAUUCAGAUCUUGGAAGAUGAUAAGGCAACUCUGAUAGAUGGCGCAAACACUUUGACCAACAAGUUGAGUGAGAUGGAGAAAAAGUUUGAUGGACUUCAAGAUCUAAACCAUAAUAUUGAAAAGCAAAGCAACAGCCUCCAAUCAGAUUUCACUGAAGCUCGUUGUAGUCUUGAUCACCUGUCGGAGACACUACAUAAUAUGAAGCCUGAUCAAGACCUCAAGUAUAUGGAAUCAUUACAAGAAGAAAAAGAGCUAUCUGCUCAAGUCAAAAUGCCAGAAGAGAUGGAAAAACACAAAGAUUUGGAAAGUCCUGGCAAAGAAACAAUAGCAGGGGACACAAAUGAACAGGUUGUAAGUAUUUCUGUCAACACUCAAGAAGAAAAGGAAGAAGAAGAAAAAGUCAUUCAAAUGCAGUCAUAUAAUGAUGAUGCAGAUACAAUUUCUGAGGCACAGGAAGACUCAAAAUCAUUGGAUAAGGUUGAUAAACAUGGUGUGUUCCAAACAACAGAUAAUGUUGUCAACACUGAACCACAAAAGGUGGCAGCAAAGAAAGUCGAUGAGCUAAAAUGGCGGGAGAUGCUCCUAAAUGGACUUGAGGAUAAAGAAGACAUUCUUUUAACAGAGUACAGUGUAAUUUUGAGAAAUUACAAAGACGCUAGGAAGAAGCUCGGUGAUGUGCAAAAGAGAAGUCAAGACAGCCUUUGUGAAACGACAGUUCAACUAAGACAACUGAGGAGUGCUAUUUCAAAGAGGGAUCAAGAAAUUAAGUCCUUGCGUCAAAAACUGAAUCUUUUGCAAGAAAGUUUUGCUGAAAAUAAGGAUUUGAUAGAAGACAACCAACCUGUCUCUAUUCUUCUUCCUCCUGAAAAGGAGGAGGAAAAAGAAGAAAUCAAAUUGGUUUUAAUCGACCGGCCUCAAUACAUCUCACCAAUUGAAGAAAAGCUUCGAAAGAAUAUUGAUGCACUUCAGGGCGACAACUUGGAUUUCUGGUUAAAAUUUAGCACUUCAUUCCACCAGAUACCAAAAUUUAAAACCAGGUUCCAGGAUUUACAAUCUGAAAUAGCAAAACUCAAGGAAAAAGAAAAGUUAAAUCUAGCAGGAAGUGCUACAACAGACAUAAAAUCAGAUGUCUGGCCACUAUACAAGCACAUGAGAGAAAUACAGACUGAACUAACACUCUGGAUGGAACAAAGUGCAUUGCUGAAAGAUGAACAGCAGCACAGAUUCUCAUCGUUGUGUAGCAUCCAGGAAGAGAUAACAAAAGCAUUGAAAGCAAGUGCGGAAGAAGAAGAAAUGACGUUCACUAGUCAUGAAGCAUCAAAGUUCCAAGGUGAGGUUUUAAACAUGAAACAAGAGAAUAACAAGGUUGGAGAUGAAUUGCAAGCAUGUUUAGAUCAGGUAAGUGCACUUCAAAAAGAAAUUGAGAAGACUCUCGCGACGUUGGAUGAUGAAUUUCAGCUCUCUACAUCAAAGAGCAACAAUCAAUCACAAGUGAAGCAGUCCACAGGCCGGCCUCGAGUUCCUUUACGGUCAUUCAUCUUUGGGACUAAAUCAAAGAAGAAGUCAUCAAUCUUCUCCCGGAUUAAUCAAAAAAUGAACCAUGAUCUUAGAGAUGGACUUCCAAUGUAAACUAUUAUUUUGAUUCAGAUUGUUUUUCCCGUUUUCUCAUUCCUCAGUGUGUUUUUAGGGAUGAUAGUGGGGUGGAUACAAAGGGUUUUCUUAUUUAUUUAUAAACCGAGAGGUAUUUGUAUUGUUGUAUAAAAAUAGACUUUGUUCAAGUUUGGAAGUAUCAAAAUAAGGACUUCUUAGCCA
Molecule: messenger RNA, 3189 nt
Organism: Camellia sinensis
Lineage: Eukaryota; Viridiplantae; Streptophyta; Magnoliopsida; Ericales; Theaceae
Product: kinase-interacting protein 1
Molecular function (GO): actin binding
Source: RefSeq, a predicted model, not a curated record